AUGCAUCGUACUCUUUGCCACUUUAGCUCUACAGAGUUCUAUGAUGGCAGAUUGGAUACUGCAGUCGCGGACGACAGUCGACCACUUCCAAUUUCACGGUUUCCUUGGCCGAAAGACAACCGGCUGGUGUGGAUUGAGAUUAACAGCCCGGAAGACUUGGGUACUAGCUCAAAGCCUGCAGAACUUCAGCAACGAUCAUUAGCUAUCUUGACUCCAUAUACUCGGCAGAAGGAAGUACUGAGCAGUACCCUUCCUAUGGCCGAAGUAUCUUCUGUUGAUGGUUUCCAAGGCCGAGAAGCAGAUGUUGUGAUCUUUGUUACUGUGCGGUGCAAUUUAUCACGCGAUAUCGGUUUUCUAGCCGAUAUGCGCCGGCUCAAUGUUGUUAUGACUAGGGCAAAGUGUGGUGUCGUGAUUAUUGGCAACAAGGAAACGCUUACAGGAGGUAUAGAAGUGGGAGACGAGCAGGAAGAGAGUAGGAAGGUUUGGCAGCGGUUGGUCAAGAGGUGCCAAAUGGUUCAGGUUUAG
Bipolaris victoriae FI3 is the source of this 525-nucleotide messenger RNA. RefSeq lists its product as hypothetical. Lineage: Eukaryota; Fungi; Ascomycota; Dothideomycetes; Pleosporales; Pleosporaceae. Bases 1 to 525 code for a protein of 174 amino acids. Gene Ontology annotation, molecular function: 5'-3' DNA helicase activity. The record is from RefSeq and is a predicted model, not a curated record. The transcript has 2 exons.